AUAACAGUUGGGGUAAUUAGCUGCAAUUUAAGUGGGAGAGGAGCGCGAUAGCAAAAAGCCAAUUUGGCUCUUAUUGUUUGCCCACUCGUCCAACACAAAUUGAACUUGUGAGGAAGAGAAAUAAUGGUUUGCAUAACAGGAUCUUCCUUCGACGAUUUCAUCAUAAUCAGUGGCUUGCUUCUUGUUCAAGCACUCUAUGGCUUCUACUCAAUCUUUCUCAACCGUAUCUUAGCUUUAGGAUUCAGCUCUCUCUUCUUGAUUUUUACAGGAAGCUUUGCAGGUGCUAUCUUCCUUCUUCCAUUUGCAAUUGCAUUCGAGAGAAAAAAAUGGCCGGCGAGGAUUACAGCUGCUAUUAUGGUUCAGUUUGGUUUGAUAGCCUUGGGAGGGGUCACUAUGUUUCAAGGUCUACUACUUCUGGGAAUCAAAAGAACAACUCCUGCCAUUGCCUCUGCAAUGCCAAAUCUUAUUCCCGGCUUUGUCUUCGUCAUUGCAGCAAUUCUUAGAUUUGAAAAAUUCUCUAUUUGGUGCAAAUAUAGUCAAGUCAAGGUCCUGGGAACAUUUGUGUGCUUGGGUGGUGCCAUAGCUAUGACCUUGCUACAGAACCCAACAGCAUCAAAGAUAUUAUUUUUUUUGGAUGACUCUGCUGAAGAAAAUAUUUAUAAGGAUUGGCUCAUGGGCUGCUUCUACCUCCUAGCCGCAAUCAUCACUGCUUCCUGCAUCAUGGUUUUGCAAGUUGGUAUUUGCAUACUGUUUUCUCUUCCUGCAUCAUCAAAUGUUUGUUUACAGGCAGCAACAAUGGUCAGCUUUCCGGCACCAUUCUCACUCUGUGUCAUAACAUCUUUGAUAGGUGCCAUCCUAACUGGAAUUCUGCAAAUACUCACUGAAGGAAAAUUAAAUGCCGGCUCUUCAAAUGUGGGCAUUUCAUUCAUAAUUCUCGCCGUUGUCGUGGUAAAUAUACAAUUAUUUCAUGGAACUCUUGUUUUCUCCCUAUUCUACACUAAACGAGUUGGAAGGCACCAAUUUUUAUUUCAUACAACAACAACAACAUCAAGCCUUUAUCCCACUACGUGGGGUCGGCUACAUGAAUCCAAUUCUUUAUUUCUGUUUUCCUUUUUUCAGGUAUCAGUGAUUAGCAGUACUUGUGUUGUUUAUCAAACCUGGUGUAUUAGAAAGAAGGGACCAGUUCUUGUUUCCAUCUUCAGCCCCAUUCAAACAGUUUGUGCAACAAGUCUCUCGAUGAUUUUGUUUGGGCAAUCCAUCAGUCUUGGAAGCUCAAUUGGAAUUCUUAUCAUGAUCAUAGGGCUUUAUUUGGUCCUAUGGGCAAAAAGAAGAGAAUGUCCUGAACCAAUUGAAGAGAACCAAAACUUGCCACAUGUUCCUCUUGAUAUAGAGAAACCUCUAUUGUCAUAGAAUUUUAUAUAAGUUAUAGUUUCUUUCUUAGUAUCAUCAUGUUUGUAAAGAAUUGUAGUUCCAGGUCUCUCUAGAAUUUGUGAUAUCUAAUGGUAGAGCUUUAUUUUAA
Messenger RNA from Dendrobium catenatum, 1519 nucleotides. Its product is annotated as WAT1-related protein At5g47470-like. Gene Ontology annotation, molecular function: transmembrane transporter activity. The record is from RefSeq and is a predicted model, not a curated record. The transcript is spliced from 7 exons. Bases 124 to 1410 code for a protein of 428 amino acids. Gene Ontology annotation, cellular component: plasma membrane. Lineage: Eukaryota; Viridiplantae; Streptophyta; Magnoliopsida; Asparagales; Orchidaceae.